This is a messenger RNA of Vanrija pseudolonga, 4160 nucleotides long. RefSeq names its product Chitin synthase 4. Lineage: Eukaryota; Fungi; Basidiomycota; Tremellomycetes; Trichosporonales; Trichosporonaceae. The record is from RefSeq and is a predicted model, not a curated record. The transcript is spliced from 24 exons. Gene Ontology annotation, cellular component: cell periphery; cell septum. Gene Ontology annotation, molecular function: chitin synthase activity. Bases 470 to 3364 code for a protein of 964 amino acids.
UGCUGGUCUGGCUUCCUUUUGACACUCUGACCACCACCAGACACGACGCAAACACGCGCCCGCCUGUUGUUGCUUGUUUGCACCGAGCCGACCCCGCGCGCGCACAGCACUGCGCCACACCACAACUACACAACACGCACCUCGGACCAUCUCAACCCGGCGACAAGGUCAACGUUGAUCGAUCAGACUGCUGUGCACCCGCAGCGCUACUAGGAUCGACCAGCGGACACUCAACACCGACGACGCGUCGAGACAUUGUGUGUGACCAUUGGCCUGCCUGCCCGUCAAUCAUCUCAUCACUCAACCUUGACAAGUCUACUACUACUCGCUAGUCGCCAUAUACCUCCUUUUGUUCGCACCGAGGUCACUUGCCCACCGGCCUGCAGCAACUCAGAUCUAUCCCUCCGUGAAUCUCUUCUUCCUUUUGUUCUCCUCCUAGGUCAACCCCCCUCCAACCACCGCUGUCAAGAUGCAGCCCGGCGACAUCUACCAGCCGCCCCCGGGCAGCCAGCCGCGACGUGACAACCCGUAUGCGGCCCAACCCCCCCAACCGCCCGGACAGCCUGGCUUCCCACCUCCUCAGCCGCCCCUUCCGCACAGCUCGAGCCAUCAGAGGAUCGCCAGCAACCCGUUCAACCACCCGGCAGACAACCAACAGUGGGCGCCGCCCGCCCCUCCGCGCCCUCCCACCACAGACCCGCAAUAUAGACCUUCAACUGCCCAGAGCUAUCACUCGAGCAACGUUCACAACCCUCCCAACAUCCCUCUUCAAAGAAUGGACUCGCCAUACAACCUGGGCGACCCCCGCUUAACGUCGCCGCCUCCCAUGGGUGGGUCGCACACGGACCUCUCGUACCCUCCUCGUCAACAGCCGGGAGGUUAUGGUCCGGCUGAGGACGACUAUGGUGACGCGCAGCCCCUCCUGGGCCACGCCUACCCCGACCCGCGUCUCGGCGGGCAUGCCACCCCCUCCCCCCGCCCUUAUCAGUUGACCGACAACGGCGCCACGCCGGGCCACGGCGACAUGGGCAUUCGCUUCGACCCCGCCACCCGCUUCAACGCGCCGCCGAGCGAGUCCCGCCCUUACAACGACGAGCCGGGCUCGAAUCUCCACUAUGGUCCUGUCCCCAACCGCGUGCUGCGCCGUAACCGUACGCAGAAGAAGGUCCAGCUCUUCCGCGGCCACCUCGUUCUCGAUGUGGAGGUCCCCUCGCUUCUUCUGGACCAGAGCCUGAUCAAGGAGGGCAACGAGUUUACCAAGAUGCGCUACACUGCCGUCACGUGUGACCCCAACGACUUUGUCGAGGACAAGUACACGCUCCGCCAGCGACUCUACGACCCUCCUCGUCAAACCGAGCUGUUCAUUGUUGUGACCAUGUACAACGAAGACGACGUGCUCUUCUGCCGUACCAUGAGAGGUAUCAUGCAGAACGUCGCACACCUGUGCAGCCGUUCUCGCAGUAAGACCUGGGGCCAGGACGGCUGGAAGAAGGUCGUCGUGUGUAUCGUUUCCGACGGUCGUGCCAAGAUCAACCCGCGAACCCGGUCCGUGCUCGCCGCCCUCGGCGUGUACCAGGACGGCGUCGGUAAGAACAUGGUCAACGGCAAGCCUGUGACUGCCCACCUGUACGAGUACACGACGCAGCUCUCGAUUAGCUCCAGUGGAAAGAUUGGACCAGGCGGCAACAACACGGUGCCGAUUCAGCUCAUCUUCUGUCUGAAGGAGAAGAACCAGAAGAAGAUUAACAGCCACCGCUGGUUCUUCAACGCGUUCGGCGACUGUCUUCGUCCAAACGUCUGCGUCCUCCUUGAUGUCGGAACUCAGCCCGGACCCAAGUCCAUCUACCACUUGUGGAAGGCCUUUGACAUCAACUCGUCUGUUGGUGGCGCAUGUGGUGAAAUCGUCGCACUCAAGGGCACGAUGGGCAUCAACUUGAUCAACCCUCUCGUUGCCGCCCAGAACUUUGAGUACAAGAUGUCCAACAUUCUCGACAAGCCCCUCGAGUCGGUGUUCGGCUAUAUUACCGUGCUGCCCGGUGCCUUCUCUGCAUACCGUUACAUUGCGCUUCAAAACGACGAGCGCGGACAAGGACCUCUCGAGAAGUACUUUUACGGAGAGACGAUGCACGGCGCCGGCGCCGGUAUCUUCAAGGCCAACAUGUAUCUGGCUGAAGACCGUAUUCUCUGCUGGGAGCUUGUCAGUAAACGUGGCAGCAAGUGGCUUCUUCACUACGUCAAGUCGUCGUACGCGACAACCGACGUUCCCGACGCUGUCCCCGAACUGGUAUCCCAGCGUCGACGAUGGCUUAACGGUUCCUUCUUCGCUGCAAUUCACUCGAUUGUUCACUUUGGUUACAUUUACCGCUCCUCGUAUGUUGGCGUCCGCACCUCAGUUCUGACACCCAGACACAACUUUGGCCGCAAGUUCCUGCUCCACGUCGAGUUGAUCUACCAGAUCAUCAGCAACGUCUUCGCAUGGUUUGCCCUCGGCAACUUUUACAUCGCCUUUGUUGUUCUCACGGACUCAAUGGACCCCUACGGCAAAGUGUUCCACAUCCUCAACAAGCCACUCCACUAUGCGUAUAUAGCGCUGCUGAUGUUGUGUUUCAUCCUUGCUCUUGGUAACAGGCCUCAAGGUUCCAAAUGGGGUUACACACUUGCUAUGGUCGGCUUUGCUCUGAUAACAGUCUACAUGAUCUUCUGUGCAGUCUUCCUCGCCAUCAAGGGAGUUGAGGGCGUCAAGGAAAGCGGUGGUCUCAAGAACCCAAGUGCCAUCUUUGGGUCAAAGAUCUUUGCCAACAUUGUCAUCUCGUUGGCUGCCACCUACGGCUUGUACAUUGUGUCCUCUAUCAUCUCAUUGGACCCCUGGCAUCUGAUUACCUCCUUUAUCCAAUACCUUUUGCUCGCUGCUUCCUACGUCAAUGUGUUGAACGUUUACGCAUUCUGCAACGUCCACGAUGUUUCGUGGGGAACCAAGGGCUCGGACAAGGCGUCUGAAGAUCUCGGCGUCGUCAAGUCGGACGGCGGCGGCAACGAGGUCGUUGUCGAGGUUCCGGUUGAGCAAAAGGACAUCAAUGCUACGUACCAGGAGGAACUGGCCAUCCUGGCGUCCAAGCCUCCUCCUGAGUCGAGUGGCAGAUCGGCCGAUCAGAAGCAGGAAGACUACUACAAGAACUUCCGUACGAACGUCCUUCUGGCUUGGACCAUGACCAACGCCCUCCUCGCCGGCAUCAUCCUGGGCACAAACACCAAUCUUGCCACGACGUAUAUGGGUAUCAUGCUCUACACCGUUGCUGGCCUGGCCUUCUUCCGCUUCGUCGGCGCCGUCUUCUACCUGGUUAUCCGCCUCUUCAUGGGAGAGUGAGCGCAUCUGAUCAAUGUCUAAGGGGUCGGUCCAGCAGCCUGUUUGUGCACAUUAUUGCCCUGGCCAAUAUUACAGCUUUACGAAAAAAGGAUAAAUGAGUGAUGAGAUUGUUUGGAUGCGAGUUGGGAUUGCCAUCGGACCAUGCUACAUACAUAACAGCCACCUUGGCCUCAUUUCCUCAAGGCCCUUGUGACGUACACGCGUGCUUGGAGCUUGAUGUCUGUCCAGAUAUCGCUCCACCACGCCUUGACCCACUUGUUCAUUCGGUCGCGAUUGCCGACCUGCCAGUCGCGGUAAAACUGAGCGAGGACGGCUUCACGAGCGGCCUCGUCCUCGGGCGUGGGGGGGUCGGACGCGGGCGGGAGGGUCGCGAGACGGGCAGCCAUUUGGGCCUGGAAGUCGGUGUUGGUUGUGGCCCAGAACCGGUGGUUGGUAACGUCCACGCGCUCGCGGUGCAUAGUGUACGCGAGCUCGAGCUCGUCUCCGCGCGGCGUGGUGGUCACGGGGAACUCGACGGCCGAGUAUGGCGAGUUUGAGGGGCGCCGGCGGCGCGUGGACGCGUAGAGCACUGGGCGGAUAUUGGACAGCGGGUCGGGGGGCGCGACGAGGUCGACGUCCCCGCUGUCGACGACUACUUCGCGCCGUCUUCGCCUUGUUGGCGCUGCGGCGGAGGCGGCUGGCGGCGCGGACGACGCGGACGACAUGGAUGCGGUGGCUUGUGCUGUCGCCGCGCGGGCGAGCGGGAGGGCCGUCCUCCUCGUUAGGCUGUUCAUGCUGUGAGGUUGGAGAGGUGGUG